AUGGAGGGCAUGGACGUGGACCUGGAUCCCGAGCUCAUGCAGAAGUUCAGCUGCCUGGGCACCACCGACAAGGACAUGCUCAUCUCCGAGUUCCAGCGGCUACUCAGCUUCCAGCUCAACCCUGGCUGUGCCUUCUUCCUGGACAUGACCAACUGGAACUUACAAGCAGCAAUUGGCGCCUAUUAUGACUUCGAGAGCCCAAAUAUCAGAGUGCCCUCCAUGUCCUUUGUUGAAGAUGUCACCAUAGGAGAAGGGGAGUCAAUACCCCCUGAUACCCAGUUCAUAAAAACUUGGUGGAUCCAGAAUUCUGGGGCAGAGGCUUGGCCUCCAGGGGUUUGUCUUAAAUAUGUUGGGGGAGACCAGUUUGGACAUGUGAACAUGGUGAUGGUGAGAUCACUAGAGCCCCAAGAGAUUGCAGACGUCAGAGUUCAGAUGUGCAGUCCCAGCAGAGCAGGCAUGUACCAGGGACAGUGGCGGAUGUGCACUGCUACUGGACUCUACUAUGGAGAUGUCAUCUGGGUGAUUCUCAGUGUGGAGGUGGGUGGACUUUUAGGAGUAACACAGCAGCUGUCAUCUUUUGAAACGGAAUUCAACACACAGCCACAUCGCAAGGUAGAAGGGAACCUCAACCCGUUUGCCUCUCCCCAAAAGAACCGACAAUCAGCUGAAAACAACCUAACAGACCCUGCGGGUUCCGAGUUCCACUCGAUCAGCAGCGAGCAAGAUCUGGAUAGACUGUCCCAGAGCUCUGUAAAUCUGUCCCCCAGCAGUCCAGCAAACAACUUAUCAGUAGUGACUUACAGUAAGGGGCUCCACGGGCCUUACCCCUUCGGCCAGUCUUAAACGGGUGUCAGGAAGAAGAAAAACUAACAAAAGACAGAAGGCCUGACUUUGGGGG
Mus pahari (shrew mouse) is the source of this 898-nucleotide messenger RNA. RefSeq lists its product as uncharacterized. Gene Ontology annotation, cellular component: phagophore assembly site. Lineage: Eukaryota; Metazoa; Chordata; Mammalia; Rodentia; Muridae. Gene Ontology annotation, biological process: macroautophagy. Gene Ontology annotation, molecular function: ubiquitin binding. The record is from RefSeq and is a predicted model, not a curated record.